Molecule: messenger RNA, 1103 nt
Organism: Brassica oleracea var. oleracea
Lineage: Eukaryota; Viridiplantae; Streptophyta; Magnoliopsida; Brassicales; Brassicaceae
Exons: 3
Coding region: 1-1101 (366 amino acids)
Molecular function (GO): DNA binding
Source: RefSeq, a predicted model, not a curated record
AUGUCCAACAAUAUCAAUCUGCAGAGAUCCAUGGAAGAGAUCGAUAGAGCUCAAACUAUUCCCGAGAAAAUCGCUAUAAUCCAGGGUUACUUGAAGAAACUCGAAGAUGGAAAGAAGGAGAGGGCCGAGUGGAGAAAACAGCUUGAAGAAAAGGCGAAUCGUCUUCAAGAACAGAGGAAUGCACUCAAAGAUCAGAGAAAGGCAAUCGAGGACGAGAAGAAACAAAUCGAGGAUCUGAAGAAAUCAGACAUGGACGAUGAUCAGAAGAAAGCAAUCGCAGCCCAGUUGAAAGCAGUGGAGGAUCGUGAGAAACUACUACAGAGUCAAGAGAAUGCAACUGAGGAUCAGGUUAAAGAAGUCGAGAUACAGAAGAAACAUGCGGAAGAUGUUGAUCCAGCACAAGAUGCAGACACCAUUCUGCUCUCGACCACACUUCAAAAUUUGGUUGACUCUUCCGCUCCGCUCCCACCACCGGCAACGGCUUCGCCGAGUGGCCCAUCCACUUCGCUCCGUCUUGCACCACCGGCAACGACUUCGUCGACUGGACCAUCCACUUCGCUCACUCUUGCACCACCGGCUCCAUCGGAAUCUUCUCUUUCGGCGGCGCCAACAUUUCCAAGAUCUCAAACGGGGGCUUCCAGUUUCAGCUCACUUCAACCACCGCAACAGAGGAUCAUGCCGAAUCCACCAGAAUCUUAUCUUCCAAGACCGCCAUCCAGCUUCAACCCAUUUCGACCACCGCAACACACGAGUGAGAUCGUUCUUACUUCGCCGGCGUUCGCCACGUUACCAAUUUUCCCGCCCCGUAACAUCUCUACCCAGCCCCUACUUGUAGGCCCACCUACUGUUCCUCUUGGCCCAAGAAACGCAACCAGACUUUUCUGGACGGAUCAGCUGAAGCAGGCUUUUAAUGAAGCCAUUCAAAGUCUUGGUGGAUUAUACAGUGCAACUGUUACUGCUGAACAAGUUAAAAAACUGAUGGAAGAUCUCGAUGUCACAGAAAGUCAGAUUGCAAAUAGGAUUCAAAACCUGCGGAGGAAGAAGCACCCUAGAGAUGAUGAUGGAGGAGGUUCAUCUUCAGCAGCAAAAAAACUCUGUUGAUU